This is a messenger RNA of Cladocopium goreaui, 1772 nucleotides long. The record is from the annotation of a GenBank genome assembly. Lineage: Eukaryota; Dinophyceae; Suessiales; Symbiodiniaceae.
CUUGUGUUUGAACUCCCUUUCAGUAGCUACCGGACGCAUUCAGUAGUGCCUUUGGUUUUGUUUCGGUUUGCAGAGUGGAAACUGGGCUCCGCAUGUUUGGGAAGCAUGUUCCGCACCCUAGCCAUACACUGUGUUGCACUUCACAAGCCCCACUACUGGAUCUGCUCGUGUCAUGUCCCACACAUCGAUUCAUAUCGAUUCACACCGAUAAGUCAGUCAUUGAUUAUUAAGUGCUAGCAUCAUGCAUCUAUCUCUGCUGGGAGAUCUACGUUGAACAUCGUUGAACAAUCUGCAAACUGGUUACUCCUGUAUGCAUAUAAUUGAGGCGAACAAUAUAGUUUGAUUGAAAGUGCAUGCUUUCUUCACACUGAUUGGUGAAUUUGCAAACAGCAAGAAGAAACUGGUUGACGAUUGGCACGUGCGCGUAAUUGUGAAUCUACCGCGGACAAAAACAAGAGGCAUGUCUUGAGACACCGAGUCUGUUGAAAAACUUAGCUUGGCAGGAUUUCUUCAAGAACUUGGGGGCUUGCUACGUUGAACGCCUUUUCAAAGGUCUCACAUACCACUACUGUGCGCGGCUUUUUGAUCAGCUGGGCUCUGCGUGGACAGCGGAGGCGCAUUGCAUUAUGGGAUUCACCUUCUGCGUGCAGUUGUAUGGCGCUCUGGGUUCUGUUUUCACUGCUCGCCUCUUUGGAACUGCGGGAUGCGAUUUUACAGCAGAAGUGCAUUCCGCUUUUGGUGCUCACUUUACUGCGAGUCUCUACAAAGGACUUGGAGUGAACUUUGUUAAGGAGCUCUUUGACUGUUUGGGGCCAAGAUUCUGUGGACAGCUGCUUGGAGACCUCGGAGAGGACUUUGAUGCAAUUCUUUUUGGAGAGCUGGGCGAAGACUUCUUGGCGGAAGUGUUUGUUUUCUUGGGCCCAACUUACGUAGCAAAGUUUUUCAAGGCCAUGGGAGCACAGCACUGUCAAGUCUUCUGCUUGCUGGGCGCGUCCUGGACUAGCCGAAUGCACCAACAGAUGGGGGAGGAGAUGUGUAAAGAAGUCUACAACAAGCUGGGCGCUGACUACCACUUCCUGGUUGAGCUCUUCCAACGGUUUGGAUUUCGAUUCACAGCAGAGCUGCUCCUGAUGCUGCAGGCCCAUUUCUGUGUGCAGAUCUUUUCAGCUUUGGGAACACAUGUUGUUUCUCUGCUCUUUCGAGACUUGGGUGUCCCAUUCGCUUCACAGCUUUUUUUGCACAUGGGCGACUCCUUCGUGGCAGCACUAUUGGCAGGGCUGGGAGCUGACUUUUGCGCCGGUCUUUUCCGCACGCUUGGGAGGUGCUUCGUAGGCUGCUUGUUGGAGAACCUCGGCCACCGAUGGUCUGCAGCACUCUUCACCAAGCUUGGCACGGGGUUUGUAUCCGAUCUUUUCCGACAGUUUGGUGGAAUAUUUUCAGUGGCCUUGUUGAGUCGACACCCGGCAUUUUCUUUGCAACUUUCCGCUGAGAUGGGAGCGACCUUCAUUCUGGGAGUGUCGACUACUUUCUGCUGUGCUCUCCACCCCUGUGCAUGUUUCACCCAGGUUGAGUUGAAAAGGAUGCGCAAGGCUCUAUUCAGAUUCACUUCCCUUUGUGUGGAACCAUGCUCUGGCUUAAGGGAGACACUUGCAAUAUCUUGCAACAUGCAACAUUCAACGUGGUUCAAACUGCUGAAGGACUUGAAGUGCGAUUUGAUGAUGUGGAGAGGCCGAUUGGUGGGUGCGCAUGGGCUGAAUGUCAGUUUGUUUUGA